UCCUGAUACCAAGUUUUCAAUAACAUUGAACAGAAAAGAUGCUCUUUCGGAUGAUGAGAAGACCUUAGCUUCAUAUGGGAUUGUUUCUGGUGAUUUGAUAUGCUUAUUACUAGAGGAAGCAGAUGGACAACCCAACCUACCUCCUCCUUCUGCUCCUCCCCCACUCCAGAAUGGUCAUAAGCCAUCCACCUUGAUCUCAAACAAAAGUCAGGCCAACAGUCCAAAAGAAGAAGGGCAGGAUGAGCCAUCUGACAACCAGGAAGCUCAGUUGGAAGUUCAGAAGAGUGACGAGAGGGCAGGAUCCAGCCUAGACUUUUCUUCUGGAUUAGUCCCUGAAGAGGCUGACUUGGAAGAAGGAACAGGUUCCUAUCCUUCAGAACCCAUGCUGUGCAGUGAAGCUGCUGAUGGUGAAAUACCACAUUCCUUAGAGAUGCUUUACCUUUCUGCUGAAUGUACCAGUGCCACUGAUGCCUUGAUUGUUCUAGUACAUCUUCUCAUGAUGGAGGCAGGCUAUGUACCUCAGGGGACAGAAGCCAAGGCAGUGUCUAUGCCAGAGAAAUGGAGAGGGAAUGGUGUUUAUAAGCUGCAGUACACACACCCCCUUUGUGAAGAAGGUUCUGCUGGUUUGACGUGUGUGCCUUUGGGAGAUCUUGUUGCUAUUAACGCAACUUUAAAAAUCAACAAAGAGAUUAAAAGUGUUAAGAGAAUACAGCUAUUGCCAGCAUCCUUUGUUUGCUUUCAGGAGCCAGAAAAGGUUGCAGGUGUUUACAAAGACCUUCAGAAAUUAUCCCGUCUCUUUAAAGACCAGCUGGUUCACUCUCUUCUGGCUGCUGCCCGACAAGCUUUGAACUUGCCAGACGUGUUUGGAUUAGUGGUCCUUCCUCUUGAGCUCAAGCUUCGGAUUUUCAGACUCCUGGAUGUCCGCUCACUCAUCUCUCUUUCUGCUGUUUGCCACGAUCUUUACACAGCUUCAAAUGACCAGCUUCUCUGGAGGUUUAUGUAUCUGCGAGACUUCCGAGAUCUUAUUGCAAGGCCUCGUGACACAGACUGGAAAGAACUAUACAAGAAAAAGUUGAAACAGAAGAAGGAGGCCCUGAGAUGGAGGCACAUGAUGUUUCUGCCCCCUACACCUCAUCCAAUCCCCUUUCAUCGCAACCCAUUCUAUCCGAAUCCCUUUCCUCCUAAUCCAUUUCCAUCAAACCCAAUCUAUCCCCCAAUGAUGAUUGGUGGAGAGUAUGAUGAGAGACCAACACUCCCCUAUGCUGGAGACCCAAUUAACUCACUCAUUCCUGGCCCAGAAGAAGCACCAGGCCAGUUUCCUCCAUUCAGACCACAUUUUGACCCGAUUGGUUCCUUGCCCGGGGCAAGCCCUACGCUGCCAGGACGAGCUGGUCCCAGUGACAGGUUUCCAGCUAGACCCGGCCGGGGCCGCCCCACGGACAUUCGCCGUGCGUUCAUUUGAUUGAUGCUUUUUCCUUCAGUGAGUUUUCUAGUCCCUGCGCUCGCUUUCUAACUGCAGGAGAUGGCACAUCCCAGGCACUAACACCUGCCUUCUUUGUGGUGAGAACGUGUGUGCGUGGUAAGGAUUCAACCACAAGGCUGGUUUUGUUUUAUGCCCUGGUAGUGUUGGACAACCUGGCACUAAG
Molecule: messenger RNA, 1646 nt
Organism: Merops nubicus (carmine bee-eater)
Lineage: Eukaryota; Metazoa; Chordata; Aves; Coraciiformes; Meropidae
Gene: FBXO7
Product: F-box protein 7
Exons: 8
Biological process (GO): positive regulation of autophagy of mitochondrion; autophagy of mitochondrion
Molecular function (GO): protein kinase binding
Source: RefSeq, a predicted model, not a curated record